AUGGCUGCAGUGUUCAAUGCCCUCUUUACUCGCGACUCUUCUAAGAGUUUCGGCUAUGAUUUCCUUGAUGACGGAAGUUCAAGAAAGACUGGUAUAUUUGCUAUAAGAAAGGCAAAGAAAAAGGAGGCUGCCCGUGCCAGAAACUGCUUGAAGCGUGUGAAGACCCUCAGGCAUCCAUCAGUGAUUCUUUACCUGGAAAGCUUAGAGACCGAGUCAACGUUGGAUAUUGUCACUGAGUCUGUGCAACCGCUGACGUGUUACCUGGAAAGUAUUGAGAGCGUGCCGAAUAAAGACGCUAUUCUUGCCUGGGGCAUACUGCAAAUAGCCAACGCCCUGUUAUUUCUCUCGCGGGAUGCAAAGCUUCACCAUGGUCGUAUCAGCGUCACUUCCGUCUACGUCAACAAAUGCUGCGAAUGGAAACUUUUCGGAUUCGAGCAUUUGUUCACCACUGAUUCUGCAGAAGGCGAUUAUCUGUCCCCGUCGUCCGACGUCUAUCAACCCAGAGGCCUGUCUCGUCGAGCAGCCACCUGUUUUAACGCCUACGGUCUUGGUUGUUUCAUUUGGGAAGUGUACAACGGGAUAGUGCCGUCAAUGGAAUCGCUUAAAAACCGAAGGUCAGUUCCGGUAUCUCUCGCCAACCCAUACAAACAACUGGUCAGCGGCAAAAUCAACAUAGAAUACUUCAUAGAUGACGGCCGCAAGCCAAACGGUUACUUGAACAACAAGCUCAUCAACGCUCUUCUGUUUCUGGAUGAAUUUCAGCUUAAAACUCCUUCAGAGCAGAGCCACUUUCUUGGUAACAUAGUGCAGUGCAUCAACAUGUUUCCGAAGAACGUUCAGGUAAACAAGAUUCUGCCGCAGCUGGUUCACGCCGUCGAAUUUGGCUGUUCGGGCUCCGCGGUUGUAUCCGUCCUACUUUCGAUUGGAGAGCACCUGAACGAAAACGAAUAUGCUGCUUCGCUGGUGCCGGUCAUUCUGAUCCUGUUUUCGUCUCAGGAUCGCUCCACCAGAGUGAAACUUUUACAGGAGUUGGAACAUUACGUACAGCACAUAAAGUCUGACGUCAUCAAUGACAAGAUGUUCCCGUCUAUCGUCACCGGUUUUUUGGACACGAAUGCGACCGUCCGCGAAGUGACGGUGAAGUCGAUUGUCCAUAUUGCUCCUCGGUUGAACUACAAUAACCUGAAUAUCGAAUUGAUGCGGCAUUUCGCGCGUCUACUAAGCAAAGAUGAAGACGGCAGCGUCAGGACGAACACCGUGAUUUGCCUCGGGAAGAUUGCUUCUUCUCUUCACAAUGAGGUAUUAUGCGCACCUUUAUUUAAAAUGAUCAUCAUCAGUCAAUUAUUUUAUCGCUUGUAUCCGGCUUACGAACAACGAGACCUCUUAGAGCAGAGAAAAACGUCAUUAUUAUAAUA
This is a messenger RNA of Soboliphyme baturini, 1415 nucleotides long. The record is from the annotation of a GenBank genome assembly. NCBI's taxonomy places the organism in Eukaryota, Metazoa, Nematoda, Enoplea, Dioctophymatida, Soboliphymatidae.